Aspergillus vadensis CBS 113365 is the source of this 546-nucleotide messenger RNA. RefSeq lists its product as uncharacterized. NCBI's taxonomy places the organism in Eukaryota, Fungi, Ascomycota, Eurotiomycetes, Eurotiales, Aspergillaceae. The record is from RefSeq and is a predicted model, not a curated record. The coding region runs from base 75 to 491 and encodes 138 amino acids. The transcript is spliced from 2 exons.
AGCAGGAACAGGGGAAUUUUGCCCGGUAAGGAACCAGUCAGCUCAGCGAAACCAUCAUAUCCCUGUGUCAUCCAAUGAAAUGUUGCUGGCUGACUUUGUCCGGUCUUCCCGCCAUGAUGUCACUGGGUCUGCUGCAACCGGGGAUUCGGAACCGUAAUUUCGUACGUCUGUUUCUGGUUUCUGACGGUACCGGGACGGGUAAUGGCUCGAACCCCCACGCUAUUCCUAACCCGGUAUUGGGUCACCGUCCCCAAAAGGGUCGUUUUCCACGGAUCAUUUCCCGCGCCAAGCUCAACUUUUCAUCCUUUCUCAUCCGACUGGAGAACAAAGAACCUUCAACCUGCCGAUGUUCGUUCCCGUGGCCUCCACGGCAAUCAAGCCUGCCUAGUCUGGCCCAACUUGGCCAGACGACAGGUCAAAUCAAGGUCUUCAACAACUCACGGGUGUUACUUUCGCUGGAACUUUGCUGCCUCUCUGUGUUACCAUGCUAGCCAUGGACUGAGAAAAACCAAAAAUAAGCUGCGGAAGACCGCCAUUCCUCCCAGG